CGUGGUAACGUGGAGCCCGUGGGCGAGCCUUUUGCAGCCCGGCUUUCACGUGUAGUUUUAGAAUUAUCGCGUUGUAGUGGGUCGUGCUGUCCGCCUAGGCGCGUGGUUUGUUCUUGGCGUUUACAGAGUGUGCUGUCACCCUUCUGCCACGCUGGGGAGAGGGAAAGAAGCGGUUCUACAGGGGACAGACUUGGGAGCCCUAGUGCGCCUUUUAGAGCGGGCUGCGGCGGAGCAUAGAGGAACCUUGCAGGCAGGGUUUGAACAGGCUUGGACCAGGGCUGGGCCUGCGGAGGCCCGGGGUGGGGGCGAUGCUCCGGGCCCGGUGCCUUUUCCGAGCCCUGCGCUCCUGCUCUUCCGCGCCUUGUCCAAGGCACGGGCUUUCGUCCAAACUGAGCGUGCGGGACGCUCUCGGGUCCCAGAACACGAGUGGGGAGCGCGUUAAGGUCCAGGGAUGGAUUCGUUCUAUCCGGUCCCAGAAGGAAGUCUUGUUCCUACAUAUAAAUGAUGGGUCGUCUUUGGAAAGCCUUCAAGUUGUUGCAGAUUCAAUCUUUGAUAGCAGAGAACUGGCUUUUGGAAGUUCUGUGGAAGUCCAAGGGCAGCUGGUAAAAAGUCCAUCCAAAAGGCAAAAUGUGGAACUGAAGGCAGAAAAAAUUGAAGUUAUUGGGAAUUGUGAUGCCAAGGCAUUCCCUAUCAAAUACAAAGAGAGGCAUCCUCUGGAGUUCCUGAGACAGUACCCUCACCUUAGGUGUAGGACAAAUGUUCUGGGAUCUAUACUGAGGGUUCGCAGUGAAGCCACAGCUGCUAUUCAUUCCUUCUUUAAGGACAGAGGCUUUGUGCACAUUCAUACCCCAGUAAUUACAUCCAAUGACUGUGAGGGGGCUGGAGAGCUUUUUCAAGUUGAGCCUUCAAGCAAAACAAAGAUAUCUGAGGAGAAUUUCUUCAAUGUUCCAGCUUUCUUAACUGUCUCAGGACAACUUCAUCUAGAAGUGAUGUCAGGAGCUUUUACUCAGGUGUUUACCUUUGGUCCCACAUUCCGAGCUGAGAAUUCUCAAAGCCGGAGACACCUGGCAGAGUUUUAUAUGGUAGAAGCAGAGAUUUCUUUUGUUGAGAACCUUCAAGAUCUCAUGCAGGUUAUGGAGGAUCUCUUCAAGGCUACAGCAAUGAGUGUUCUCUCAAAUUGUCCUCAAGAUGUUGAACUCUGUCACAAAUUCAUAGCUCCUGGUCACAAGGACAGAUUAGAACACAUGCUAAAAAACAACUUUUUAAUCAUUUCCUACACAGAGGCCAUAGAGAUCUUAAAGAAAGCAGCCCACAACUUCACCUUCACCCCAGAGUGGGGUCUUGAUCUACAAACUGAACAUGAGAAGUACCUGGUGAAGCACUGUGGCAACACACCAGUCUUUGUCACAGAUUAUCCUCUAGCACUCAAGCCGUUCUACAUGAGGGACAAUGAAGAUGGUCCUCAGCACACAGUUGCUGCUGUUGAUCUUCUGGUACCUGUAGUUGGGGAGCUUUUCGGUGGCAGCCUCAGGGAGGAACGGUACCAUCUCUUAGAGCAGCGACUGGCCAGAUCAGGACUUACAGAAGCCUACCAAUGGUAUCUGGACCUUCGUCGCUUUGGAUCUGUGCCACAUGGAGGUUUUGGGAUGGGAUUUGAGCGCUACCUGCAGUGCAUCUUGGGAGUUGACAAUAUCAAAGAUGUUAUCCCCUUUCCAAGAUUUACUCAUUCGUGUGUUUUAUAACUGACAAUUUGGUUAAUGAAUAGUGCCCUGGGACAGAAGCACUAUACAUGUAUAUGCCUUUAAAACUGCUUUUUUGAAUUUUAGAAAUGUGGACUUCAGCACAUAAUUACUCCUCCAUAAGAUACAAGGUAUGGAAAGUAAAAGUGAUCGCACUUUUCUUAUAAAGCCAAGGGCAUUGCAUGGAAAAAUGAUCUCCCUCUGGAAGAGAUACUUACAGCAAGUGGACUUUCAGAUCUGUUACUUCAGUUAAGAAAAAAGGAAGUAACCAAGCGUAUUUCCCAGCUCCUGGGGGACUGAGGCAACAUCACUUGAGCCCUGGAGUUCCAGGCCAGCCUGAGCAACAUAGCAACACCCAUCUGAAAAAAGAAGAAAAGAAGAAAUUGAACUAGAUAAAUGGUCUCCAAAGUCUCUUCAAACUCCAAGCAAGAUGAAACAGUAUAUUUUACUUUGUCUUUAUUUGGUAGACACUUGCUUCUGUAACUUUUGAGAAUCAGUAGGUAAAGAUGAAAUAUUGUUACAUUUUUUUCUCCCUUGCUACUUAACCUGUGAUUAAAUGCCUAUUUUAUUCUCAGUGCUUUAUUAAACUUAACAGAAGAAAAUACUCUUUUUUAGGGUCUUAGUUAAUUAAGCUGCUAUUGUGAACUAAAGUCAUCUUUCCUUGGUCUCAGUGAAAAAAACAAUAACAUAAUAACUGUUGAUCUUUAAUUAUAAAAGUUGAUAAGGUCUGACUCAAAAUUUAAGUGUUAGAGACUUGGCAGGUAAAUAUCCUUUACAUUGUUUCCAUUGUUUCGGGGAUUGUGUUAUGUCUUUUUUUUUUUAAUAUGGACUUCAUUGAGUUGAUAUUUUGAUAAUCUGCAACCUAGAUAAUUUAUACUACUAAAAUUUUAAUAAACUUGAAAUGAGAAAAAAAA
This is a messenger RNA of Chinchilla lanigera (long-tailed chinchilla), 2653 nucleotides long. It is a transcript of the gene Nars2, whose product is annotated as asparaginyl-tRNA synthetase 2, mitochondrial (putative). Gene Ontology annotation, molecular function: asparagine-tRNA ligase activity; ATP binding; nucleic acid binding. The record is from RefSeq and is a predicted model, not a curated record. Gene Ontology annotation, cellular component: mitochondrion. NCBI's taxonomy places the organism in Eukaryota, Metazoa, Chordata, Mammalia, Rodentia, Chinchillidae. The coding region runs from base 309 to 1742 and encodes 477 amino acids. The transcript is spliced from 14 exons. Gene Ontology annotation, biological process: asparaginyl-tRNA aminoacylation.